Molecule: messenger RNA, 5430 nt
Organism: Branchiostoma belcheri (Belcher's lancelet)
Lineage: Eukaryota; Metazoa; Chordata; Leptocardii; Amphioxiformes; Branchiostomatidae
Product: Fanconi anemia group D2 protein-like
Biological process (GO): double-strand break repair involved in meiotic recombination; homologous chromosome pairing at meiosis; mitotic intra-S DNA damage checkpoint signaling
Cellular component (GO): condensed chromosome; nucleus
Molecular function (GO): DNA polymerase binding
Source: RefSeq, a predicted model, not a curated record
UACAUCUGAUCUGGCGGGAAAAGUCAAGAAGAUGGCCGCGCAGCAGUAAAUUUUGACGAAUUUUCGUUACGUCAGGUCAACAACGACGGCCUUUUACAUUAGGAUCUAACAUAACAGAAGAACAGACUUCAUUUCCGUCCAGGUAUAAAAGCAGCCCACCACACAACAUGGCAAAGACAAAGACAAGCAAGAGGAGGAGGACCUCCAGUGAUGAUGUAACAGCUACCAAGAAGAGUCGUGCAGCCGUUGAGAGAGUCCCUUCAGGUGAUGUGUCGGAGGAUCAGUCCAUGUUUUUGCAACUUGUAGAACAGGCAGGGCUGGUGUUAACAACAGGGAACCAGCCCAACCAGCUGUCUGUGGACCAAGCUGUAUUCCAGAGGAACCUCAGAUUGGCCAUUAGAAACCAUCAGGAGUUUCCACAGGUCGUGGAUGAGUUUUUGCAGGGACUGCAGGCUCAUGUAGAGGACCCUGAUAGAUUCAGUUGCAGCCUAUUGGCCACAGUGCCAGCAGCAGCAUGUGAGGAAAGUUGCCGUGGAGGAAACCAGGACUGUUUAAUGAGACUUCUCCUGGGAGUGGAGAUAAUUCAGCCCAAGGUCAUGAUUGUUCUGCUGGAAAAGCUUCCAGAAUUCAUGGGUGAUGAUGACCAGGUGAUUGACAGUAAUGCAGCUGCCCAGAUCCCCCGACUCAUACUGAACCAGUUCCGCUGGCUGGACAGGAUUGUUGACAGUAAGCUUCUUUGUAGCAAGAUGUUAGAGAUGCUGGGCAUCACCACAUUGGACAUACAGCGGGACAUCAUCUCCUGCCUGCCUGAGGUCAUUGAGGACACGGAACACAACAACCUGGCCUCACAGCUCAAAGACAAGUUGAAUGACAGACAAUUAAUGGUUGCAGUUUUGGAUGCUCUGUCAAACCUGAAUGUUCGACCAGAUCUGUUGACUGAGAUACGGCUGUCUGUCCUGCAGAAGGUUCCCAGAUUGGAGCUGCAGGACUUACCUGUGGUGGUGAAAUUUCUGCUCCAGUCUGUCAGUGCCUUUGAUGUUGUGGAGGUGGUGCAGGAAUUACGGGACCAGCUGGACCUGACACCAGGGCUGUCUGCAGAGAGGGGAGCUGCAGCUGAGAAGUCUUGCCGUGGCAGUGAGGCACUGAUUCUGGAUGCCAUUCGUUCGGGUAUAACCUUUCAAAAGACUAUUGCUGAAGCCUGGAUAAAGGCUGUGGAAAAUGUGCCACACACAGCAGAACACAAGGAUGUGGAUGUUCUUGUUCUAAUGUUACUUCACUCCACUGCUGUGAAGACUCGUCGCAGAGCGGUGGAGGGGCUGUUCAGGACAAAAGUGCGCUCUGGGAAAUUCACACAUGACUUACUCAGGAAAACAUUCACCAGUCAUGCACACAUUCUGCGUGAAUAUUUCCAGUCUGUCUUGACCAUUGCGGAGGUUCUCCUACGAUCUCCAGAGCCUGCGGUUGAGUUGUUUGGUUGCCACAUGUACCAGGAAGCCUUCAGUGCUUUUGAUGUGUACUGCAGGCAGGAGGUGGUUGGCUCUCUGGUGACCCACAUUGGGAGUGGAGUUACCAGCGAGGUUGACUCAGCCCUGGAUGUGUUGUGCCAACUGGUGAGGGACAUGCCGGCCGCCAUGGCACCAUUUUCUGUCUUCCUUAAGGGAGUUCUGGACUACCUGGACAACCUGUCAGUAGCACAGAUCCGUAAGCUGUUCUCCAUGCUGGGGACCCUGGCAGUCUCUGGCACCCAGGACAGGGCACACAUCCAGGAUGACAUGCACAUUCUCAUCAGAAAACAACUGUCCAAUACAACCCACAAAUACAAGAGAAUGGGGGUGAUUGGGGCUAUCAUGAUGGUACGAAGCCUGGGGGCCAAAAGAGAGGAGCGAGCCCCUUCCAUCAGUAAGGAUGUCUUUGACCAGAUUACAGGCCUUCUGGGGAUGGUACGGACCAGUUGUCAGAACACGCCUGAUGAGUAUGCACUGUUCAUGGACGAACUGGCCUGUGUCAUGCAGAAAAGACAGCUUGAUGAAGAAGUAGAGGUGUGGAUCAGUGAAGAUGUCCUGACAGACUUCCAGGACAACUAUGUGGUGGACGUGGAGGCCGACAGAAUGAGUCAAAGUUCCACAACCCUCCCCCUGGAUCUGUGCUAUAACCUUGAGGACGUAGAUGAACUUGAAGAGGGAAACAUAGCUGUCAACCUGCUGCCACUGUUGGAAGCUGCAGAAGAGAUGAAGGGUCUGUCUUCUAGGAAGGGCAAGAAAAGGACGGUGUCGCCAGCGUGCCUGGCCCCUCACUUCCGACUGUUACGCUGUUGUGAGCAGGCCCAGCGUGGGGGGGACCUGGAGGGGAUAGAUGCACUGCUGGGAUGCCCCUUGUACUUAUUUAAGGAGGAGACGGUUGAAAAGAUUGAGUCUCUGUCUGGGCAUGAGAAGGAGCUGAUGUGUACAGCGCUGUUUCACACACUCAACUGGUUCAGGGAGAUCAUCAAUGGCUUCUCCAGCCAGAGUGACCCGGAGAUGAGAGGCAAGGUUUUGGUUCGACUACAGAACAUCACGCACGUCCAGGAGCUGCUGAGAACAUGUCUGGCAGCCACACCAGGGUUUGUCCCACCCCAGGCCAUAUUUGACUGUGAGAUGGAGUCUGUACCAGUCCCUGGGGUUGCCAGAAAGGGAAGGAAAAAGGCAUCAAAAGGGGGUAAAAAGUUGCCUGUGGGAGAGAAGUCACCCGACCCAAACGACACCAUUUCAACUCAAGAUGGGACACAGGCAGAUAAGGACACAUGUGAUGUAGACAAGGAGGAAAAAAACACCAGUGUUAACCUGGAACAUUACAGGGCUUUUGUUAGGGAGUUCGACCUUGAGGUCUUCUCCAUCCUGAAGUGUGGGAUGGUGUCCAAGUCUGUUCUGGAUACAGAGAUGCACACAAAGGAGACAACUGUGCUGGACCUGCAGCCCACAGAGCUACUGUUCCUUCUGAAGGACCUGAACCUCAAACUUGAACAUGGUCUUAUUGCAACAGCCAAACGCAAGACCUUCCUCAAGACCAAGAGUGAGCGGAACAAUGGUUUCUCCCACCUGGACCUGUAUACAGCUCAGGAGGUGGCAGAGCAGGUGGUGCAGCUGCUGCCAGCUCUGUGUGACCACCUGGAGUCCGUCUGCACAUACUUCCAGACCCUGCUGGAGGAGAAUGAUGGAGUCGUUGAUGGGCCGCGGGGAGACCAGGCACAAACACAGCUCAUGUCUGAGGUAUUUUCCCAGCUGCUCCAGGCCCUGGCCAGGAUCUUUUCAUGGAAUGGCUUUAUUGGCUGUGAUGGCCAGAAGCUUCAUCAGCAGGCUGUGAGCACCCUGGCUGGCAGGAUCAAAGCGUCUUCCACCACACAGACCUCCACCCAGGACAUGAUCAGCUACGCUUUCCGAUAUGUGGAAAACUUCCUCAGCACAGCUCCCAACCUCAGCACCACUGUCUGUCUCAUUAGGCUGCUGGUCUCCAUCUGUGACAAGGGCAGCCAACCAGAGCAGUUCAACUCCAAAAUAGCUGAACAUACCCAGACCAUUUUGAAGAGAGAGUGGAUUGGAAAAGAUGGACAGAGGGAGAAGGGGGCCAAGUGUAAUGAGGAUGUGCAGUUUGUUCUGAAGACCUUUCUUGACUUCUCGGAAGACAAGCUGUCGUGUAUUGAGCACCUGGCGUCUGUAGGGAUACCAGAACUGGUGGAGGCAGACAGAAACGGCUGCUCCAAAACCUACCCAACACUAACAAGGCAAUCCCUUGGAGUAUUCUAUCGUGCAAUGAUGAGCGAGCUUGUAGUGUGUAUUAAGGACAUCCCAACAGGGAAGGCCUCAGAUGCUGCAAAGGUUCAAGUUGAAAGACUGUUCCGUUGGAGCAUUGCUGUGAGGAUUUUUCAUAUCCUGGUCAACUUGGUAAAGGCAUUUGAUGGGAGAGUCUAUCUGUCAGCAGCUCAGAAGUAUGGCCGUAUGUUUGUGGAGGUGUUCUUGCGACAGGGUAUGCCAGUUCUUGAUAACGUUUUCAAGACACACAAGGACGAUGUCCAUAGUCUGCUGAAGAACCUACAGCUCAGUACUCGGGCCAUGCACCAUAUGUGUGGCUUCUCCAAGGUCAGCAAGGAUGUGUCCCUGACCAACUAUGUGCCACUGGUAAAAAAAACCCUUGAGAUGUUUGUGUACCGGGUCAAGGCCAUGCUGACCAUGAACAAGUGCCUGGAUGCAUUUUGGCUGGGCAAUUUGAAGAAUAGGGACUUACAGGGUGAAGAGAUCAGUUCCCAGGCCUACGCUGACCCGACUGGCAGGCAGUCAGAUGACGACACUGACAACGAUGCCACAGAACUGCCAGAUGAUGAUGAUGAUGAUGAUAGUGACACUACGAACCUGGAGGAAGAGAGCGUGUGCAGCAAUGACCAGGAUGACAGUGUGGGUGGAGAAUCUUAUAGUGAGAGCUACUAACAAGCUCCUCUCCAUGAGGCCAAUUAGUACUGGUAGUGCAGACCACACUAGGAGCGUGAGAUGUUCCUACAUAACUACUUUCUGCAGUUGGACCUUAUAGUGUUAUCGUUUUUUUAUUCAUUUCAAAAGAAAACACAUACACUGAACCAUUCUAUAAACAAUAGUAAUUCAAAUCAUUAUGCUGAUAAUGAAAAAGUACAUAUGUAUCAAGAACAUAAAGUACCCCAUUUGCCCCAAUGCUUCUGCAGAUUUCCCCUUGUAGGUGUAUGAGACAAAAAGUGAUGUUGCUGAUGGAAAAUAGUUGCUUGUUUCAUAUCGUAGGCUAGCUAUAGUUAUGGUCAGUACCAAAAAAACACUCAGACGCCUCUGACAGGUAGCUUAUGCUGGGAUGAUUUCAAAUGCUUGAAGCACAAAAUGAUGACAAAAAUGUGCAAAGAAAUGGCAGUAAAUGUUAAUAUUACUUAUUAGGCAUGUUUCCUCAUCUACAAUAUUAUUCAUUUUGCCAUCCUGAAAUUGCAUUGGAUGCCUUUAAGACCACGUUCAUACCAGACUUUAAAAACCAGUUGAAAUCGCUAAAUAAUUAACGGGAAACCGGGCUAAAACCUCUAGCAUUCAUACCAGACUUUACAUUGCCAGUUUUGUAAAGAUCUUAUGAAUAACUGCUCAAUCGGUCAUCAUUGCAGUUUGUAUAAAAACUGCUCUUCCGAUUGUUGUCCUUGGCCUUCUUGUAAGCUGUCUUCAGGUUCUUUACCUUACCAGGACACUGAUCCGUUGUCUUCGAAAAACCCUUCAGACCAGGCGAACCCCUCAAAAACCCUUACCAAACCUCCUCCCGUGGUGGUUUUGGAAAAUCUGAUAACACCUACUUGAGAAAAUGAGUUUCUUAUAAGGCCACACCAAUUUAAUUGUUUGUUCUUGGAUUCACCUCUUCAUUUAAAAAAGAUUCUGGUUCUGAAUCAAGUAAACAAUGCUC